GUUUGUUGCUGGGAGAAAGAGCUGGACAACAGGGGUUGUCCUUUUCAGGAUUUAACUAAUCACCGAAGAAGAUUCAUUUUCACAAAAUUCUUUGAGUACCUAGAAGAAUGUGUUGGCUAAAUAUUGUGCUGAUUUAGCGACAUGAAACUCAAUGAUUGCUUGUCUCAUUUAAUAUAACUAUCCAAAACUACAGUUAAUAAAAAAAAAAAACCCAGCUAAGAAAGUUAAUAUGUCAGAUGAUGCUAACAAGCCUGGUAUAAAAGAUGAAAUGUUUGUAAAAACACAUCAAACCCCCAAACCUGAUGUUAUACAUGUUCAUGUAGCUGUAUCGAAGAAGGUACAUAACAUUUCUAUGCAGUCAUCAAAAUUGGAGGAAUCUAAUGUUGAGGAUGAAACUGAAAGCAAUGUAAAUAAUCGUGGAGUUGUUGAGAAGACAUCAGAUUCAGUGACACACUUGCAGUCUAAAUCAUAUGCUGAAGCUGUGAUUGUUAAGUCUGUUCAAGCAGUGUCCAGUUGCCAUGACUCAAAACGACCAGAUAGUACACAAGAACAGAAGUCUGAAUGUUCAUCAAAGAAGUCUUACUGUUGUCAGUGCAAUGAGUGCCACAAAAAAUUUGAGUCUUAUGCGUUGUUUCACCUCCACAAACAGACUCAUAUGGGUCAACUUGUAUGCAAGGUGUGUUUCAAAAGCUAUCCAACAUCUGAAGAUCUCCUCGUCCAUCGGAAAUUUCAUGUGCAUGAGAAGAAAUGCAGUAUUUGUGGAAAGCAGUUCAGAACGAUGAAUAAAUUGAAGAUACACAAUCGGGUGCAUACUGGAGAGAAACCCUUUUCCUGUCGGUGCUGUGGGAAGAGAUUUUCUGACCAGUCGAACCGCAACAGACAUUACCGGUUUGCUCACACCGAAGAACGAGCUUUAGUGGAAAAACAGUACCUGGAUGAAUUCUCAUCUCAGGUCAAGUCAAGUGGAAUGUUUGCUUAUAAGUUCAUUUGAUCCCAAUGUCACACACAAUGAAUCCUGGGAUUGAUCCCCAUUGGUGGACCCAUUGGGCUAUUUCUCGUUCCAGCCAGUGCUCCACAACUGGUGUAACAAAGGCAGUGGUAUGUACUAUCCUGUCUGGGAUGGUGCAUAUAAAAGAUCC
Molecule: messenger RNA, 1139 nt
Organism: Gigantopelta aegis
Lineage: Eukaryota; Metazoa; Mollusca; Gastropoda; Neomphalida; Peltospiridae
Product: zinc finger protein 616-like
Exons: 2
Coding region: 230-991 (253 amino acids)
Biological process (GO): regulation of transcription by RNA polymerase II
Molecular function (GO): RNA polymerase II cis-regulatory region sequence-specific DNA binding; DNA-binding transcription factor activity
Source: RefSeq, a predicted model, not a curated record